Molecule: messenger RNA, 1985 nt
Organism: Arachis ipaensis
Lineage: Eukaryota; Viridiplantae; Streptophyta; Magnoliopsida; Fabales; Fabaceae
Source: RefSeq, a predicted model, not a curated record
AAAGUAAAUGUAAAGUUGUAAAAAAACCCUAAGUUCCUACCCCUCACUCAGCCUCACUCAGUCACUCUCAACCCUCAUCGCGCCGUCUACUCUAUCUGCGAGGGAAAAUGCAGCUUCAGCCGGAAGAAGAAUCACCGGCGUAGCCCCUGGGAAACGUCUGCCUCGUCGUCGUGGCCUCUGCAAGCACCGUCUCCUCCCGCGUCGAGUCGUGUGCGGCGGCGUCGUGGUCCUCGUUCGUUCCGUCGCAAGCGCCUCCAGUCGCUCCUCGCAUCUGCUUCGUCUGCGCCACUGCUCACCUCCGUCUCUGUCGUCCCCUUGUUGGUUCACUCCUCUGCUGGCUCUGCUCUGUUCGUGCCGAAGCUCUGCUCGUGCGGUCACCUCUCCUCGCCGGUGGCCUGCCUCUUCGACGGUGGAACGGCCCCAACCCGUCGCUGACGGCUGACUUUGGUUCUGCUUCUGACAUUCUGCAGUGUAGAGGAUAGUUUAUGCUGCUCUGCUCAUCCGGCAUUGUCCUUUGCCGCUGCUGGUCUGAUUCGGCUGUCCUUCUUAUCCUGCUGGUCUGGUCUGGUCCAAUUACUUCUCUGCUAAAGGGUUCACUGCUGCUAUUAUUGAUUAUUGAUGAGUAUGGAGAACAAUAAUUUGUAUAUGAACAAGUUUGAAGUCAAAAGAGUAGAAAAUGGCAGAGUUAUCAUCUCAAAUGCAGUAUUGCACAGUAGCGGAAAAAGUGUCAAAAUUCUGGAAGUUUCAAGUGAUGAUAGAGAAGAAGUUGAGAGGCAGAAACGUUGUUUUCAGACUUCCUUGGCACUCUCAUCGAAACUUUUUUUACAAGGACUUUUUUGUUUUCCCGAGAAUAAUGGAAAGAGAUGGGUUUUUAUUUAUGAGAAUUAUGACAUUGAUUUAGCAAAUGCUUGGGCUCGCAAUUGGGACGAAUUCAGGGUUUAUCUCAAACAAUUUUUACUAGCUCUGUCAAGUUUAUACGAAGAAAAGAACAUGCGUCAUGGGAAAAUAAGCCCGUAUAAUUUUGUAAUAAAUGGGGACAGAGGAGGACUCGUUACCGGAGUCGAGGGAAAUCCUUUUCCUAAUUUCAUGAGCAAAGAUGCCGUUGUUAGGGACGAGAUGUGGGAUCUACGUAACAUUUUAUUUUCUUCGCUGAAUCUCGGUGCAUCUUCAAAAGAACUCGAUAUGUUCUUAGAUUUUUUACCAUGGUGUGGAUCAUGGAAGCAGGUGUUUUGUCAUCCGUUUUUCUUAGAUUUUCAACACAGAUGUUAUUAUUUUCUUUUGGCCAACCAAUAUUUAAAUGACUAUUUAAGAAAAUCUAAGCAUGCCAUCCGUCUGGGAGACGCAAUUAAAAUGGAACUUCAGAACCAUCAGAUAUAUAUGAAAAACUGGAAAGUUGGAGUGAACAGAGUGAACUAUCCGGCAAUGAUACACAUUUUGAAUGAUCCAAAUACAAAUUAUGGUUAUGGUUCUAAUGAGUUUCUUCGAUUUGCAAGAAACUGUGUAGCUCACCUAUACAUUGUGACUAAUGGUGGGAUGUGUCAACAAGCUGAAACUUUGGUGAGAAGGAUUGAGGAUUCCUAUCCUGCUUUUUUAUGUGCAGUACAUCGUGUGUUUGUGGCGGCGACAAUUUAUAUUUUUGAUAUGCCUUAAUGGCUGAAUCUUGAUUGCCUCUGCGUGCACUAAUUCAGCUUAUAAAUCUAAUGCAGCAAAAGAGGCCGUUGGAGCAGAAGAUACCCCUUUGGGAGGUUGGUUCAUUCUUACAAAGGAGGACUUUUUUUUUGGAUAAAAUGCUUGGUACUUAUCUCUCAACUAUAAGUAUGCAGGAGGAUGUCCCAUGUGAGUUUAGGGCUUUGUUAGCAAACUUAGUGUUUAUAUGAAAAUUUACUGUGUAUGAAAGUAACUCUGUAAACAGCUAUUUACUAAGCUCUCUAGAUUUUGCAAAGGCUCAAUUUUCAAAGCUUAAUAUAUAUUACUUAUGAAACUGA